Messenger RNA from Diabrotica virgifera virgifera (western corn rootworm), 6251 nucleotides. RefSeq lists its product as uncharacterized. NCBI's taxonomy places the organism in Eukaryota, Metazoa, Arthropoda, Insecta, Coleoptera, Chrysomelidae. The transcript is spliced from 27 exons. The coding region runs from base 71 to 6100 and encodes 2009 amino acids. The record is from RefSeq and is a predicted model, not a curated record.
UUACAAUUAAUUGUACAUGUCAAAUAGUUUGUGCAUGUUUUAAAAUUUAAGUGAACCUUUUAUCAGAAUUAUGAGGACGAAAAAAAGGAGAGUAGUAAAAAUUGAUUACCCUCCCUUAACAACUAGAAAGUGGAUUCCUCCAGAAGAAAGACCAAAAAGACGUAAAAAGCCUCCUGCGUAUAUCAAACCCGAAGGUAUUGAUCAAAAAUUACAGGUCUCCAGUCUUAGAAAGAUAUGGCAUCAGUUUGUGUACUAUGACAAAACCGGUAUUUUAUUGGGACACUACGGUCAGACAGGAAAGAAAUAUCUUGAUAAAACUAGAGGGUUACAAGGUUCCUGCAAUUGUGCCGUAGCUUGUGUUUUUGCCUAUUUGUUUCCAAUGGACACCUGGAAUUCGUCUACAAUCGACAGAAUGUUAGAUAUAGGCGACAAUUUGUACACUAAAAGCGUUCAACAGGACCCAGACCGAUGUCUAAUCUACGUAACAACAAAUAAAAUUCUUCCUUCGAUUUUUUUGGAUCAUGACAAAAUAACAUUCGAUAUAGAUUGCAAGAACCGUAUAGAGGAAAAAUUUCAUUCGGCUGUCGACGAUAAAAUUAAGGAAACAUUUAAUGAAGCUGUCCAAAAAUUUUUUAAACAAUACCCGUCAGGUAUUAUUACAAUGCUCGGCAAAUAUUUGGCUAUAUGGAUCCAAGACAAUGCAUAUUAUUUAUAUGAUCCCACGGAACAUACUGAAGAUGGAUAUCCAGCUUAUGGACUGCAGUGUCAUGUUGCUUCACUAGCACAAAAUUAUCCACGAUAUCCGUUAAAAGGUGAAGGUUUUGCUGUAGUAUAUCGGUGUUUAACAUUGGAUGAUUUGAUUUCUAAAAUAUAUCUGAAUUUAAAUGUUACUAUCCCUUGCGCUACAUUCACCAUAGAGGGAUGCACUGUUCAAAGGUUCAUUCAUCUCGAUCUAUGUCCACCAGAACGACUAGAGGAGGUUGAAUUACUUAAAACUGAAAUGGAGGGUCUACCAGAAGGGCAGUUGCAGGAAAAGAAAAAAGUAGAACUUGGUCGUGAUGUCACCACAGAAAAUCUUAGAAAAUAUUUUGAUGAAUUGGGAGACCAAUGUUGGGGUGAUAGGCUGCAAAUUGUGGAGUUAGCGCCAGAUGCAGGGGAUACAUUAUCACUCGACAAACGUCCAUCAUGGUUACAAGAACCUUAUUUAAAAGCCGAUGUUUGUAAAUUUCCUAUUCCCUUUAAAGCCAGAACUGAUGUGGUUAGUUUUUAUGUGGAUGUCGAACCAGAUGGUUCUAAAAGCAUCAUAAGAGCCGGUACCCAUCAUGCAGAUCCAAGUUUCUCAAAAUACAAAGGUCGCCAAAGUAUGGGCAAUGCUAUUUCGGCAUUAACAAUGCUUAAAUUUCAUAAAUCAAAGCAUUGGGUACCUUCUUUAUUAAAUAAAAUACUUAAACAUGGAGAUCUGCUAUAUAGGGAUGCAAUGAUAACUAUACUUAGAAGUCAAGAACUAAAACUGUCGAACUUCCAAAAGAAGACAGAAUAUUUGGAGAAAGUGUUUAUGCCAAAGAUCGAAGAUUUUGUUGUUAUUGGAAGAUUAACGUCCAACGAUUUUGAAGUUUUAGAUCUCUUGACAGCUUUAGAGAGUUUUCUAAUAGAUCACAUUUGCUGUGUAAUUAUUGGUCCAAUAACUUUAGCAGUGUGGGUGGAAGAUGGAAAGUUUUAUUCCUUUGAUCCAAAUGGAAGAGAUUCUGAAGGACGAGCAAUUUCUCAACAAAAUCUCGAACUCUUUCCCAGUCAAGGCAAGGCUUGUGUGAUGCGAUUUAAUAAACUUAGAGAUUUUGUAGAUCUCUAUAUGAACAACGUCCCCAAACCUAUGAAGGCAGAUCCAUUUUAUCUUAGCAAAGUUGUUAUUGAUGAACACAUAGAAGUUGCUGAACCAUGGUACAAUUUUAAAGGUAUACUACAGGAUAUGUGGAUUUUAAGAGGCAAUUUUAGUCAAAGCGAUAGAAAGUUUGAUCUAAUAUCGAGAAAUUUCCAAAGCCCCGCUAUUUGCUUUGCAUUAUUAAUGACAAUAAAAUCAAUAGCCCUUAAAGACUUUCUUAAAGAAACAAUCGACGAGAUUUUAGAUACUGGAGACAGCUUUUAUAAACAAUCAGUGCAGACAUUGUCGGAAAAAGAACAAUUUAUCAAUAGGAUGUUGAUGCUAACUGAAAUAAACAAGAAUUUUAAAUGGAAAGAUAAAAUGGUAGAUUUUGACGUUGAAGAAUGCCUUUCUAAUGGCUUGUUUGACUGCAAAGACACAAACUUUAAUAAGACAAUUCACAACUAUUUCAACACUUUUGAUUCUGGAAUAAUAACUUGUCGUUCUAUGUCCAUUGUUCUUUGGAAAUCAGAAGACAAAUUUUAUUAUUUUGACAGUCAUAAUAGAAACGAAAAAGGAUUCGCAACACCUUAUGGUACUGCCUGCAUUUUAAGAUCAUCCCAAUUAAACAGUUUAAUUGACGUUUUACUAGCAAAUUUUGCACCUACUCCAGAAAACUUCUACAAUGUACAUAAUGUCAAGGUGACUUUCUCUGAAAUGGAUGACGAUGACCUGAUCCGUCCCGUUAUGGAGUUCUAUAAGAGACUUGGAGAAAAUAAAUUAAUACUGAGAUCGCUUUAUAGUGAAAUUUCUAAUAAAUACGAUUUAAAUGUUCGCAAACAGACUGUACCCAUGUGCGUAAUGGCGAUAGGUUUCAACAGGCUGAAACCCUCCAUAGAAUGGAACCAACAGGAUAUCGAUGAAAUCCUCAACAAAGGAGAUGCAUUGUACACCGAUUGUAUAUCAGAAAUACUUAAAGAGGAAGAAACAUUGCAUUUGACACAGAUACGAACCGGAAACGUAGCUCCAUUGGAUCAGACAACUGCAAAUGAAGAAGCAGAAAAUGGCGAGAAAGAGGCUGUAACACCAGAAGAGGGUACCAAAACAGGUAACGAUGUGACGAAAUCCAAUGAAGAAACCAAGCCAGAGACCACAGAAUUAGAAGGCUCAGUCAAAGAAGAGGAAGAAGUAGAAGAAGAGGAAGAUGAACACGCUCCAAUUCAGAUUACUUUGGAUAACAUGAAAAAGGAAUUUAAUAUUGGACUUAAUAAAUUUGAUGUAGAAGUUGAAACUGAAGCAGAAGGUAUCGUCCGACCAGAUUUAAGAGAAGCUUUAAAAUCGUACUUUGAUACGCCUCAAAUCAACGAAAAUUUCCACUGGGAACUUAUGUUAAUUACUAAAAAUUAUUCCGUAAUUAUUUGGCGAGAUGAACAUAUUUACUACUUAUUUGAUCCUAAACCAAGAGAUAAAGAAGGAUAUGUUAUUGGUUAUGAAGACUGGAGUGAGCUACGUCUCCCCAAACCAAAAAAACCAAAGAGGCAUAGAAGAAUGAGACCUAGACGUCUACAAAAGUUAAAGGAAGUAGAAGGAGACGAGGUUGUCCAGACAACAACCAAUUAUGAAACACUAGCCGAGAAAGGCGAAGAAGGCUACACUAUGUUGGAUUAUUUGGGGGAAGGCGUUGAAGAAGAAGAAUAUCUAUCAGAAGAAGAAUCCGAAAUUCAGUAUCCUCCGAUGAUCCACAGGGGUUCAGAUUUUUGGAGGGAAAAAGAAAAGUCGGGAAGGGGAUGUGUUUUGGCAUUCAACAAAUUUGAUGAUCUGGUUAACCAUAUUUUCAUCAAUAUUCCUCCAAAACUUAUACCAGAAACCAAAUUUGAACUUAAAUCGGUAAAACUUACAAACAAUAAUGAUGUGAGGCAAAGAUUUAAUACAGAAUGUGAAAGGACUGAUGUCUAUUCAGGAAACUGGUACUUCUUUGAGGAAAUUGACAAAGGAAUGUGGAUAUUAAGAGGGACAAUGACUAUAAAUAACGAAAUGUUUCCACAACAGAACCGAGGAAAGCAGCAACUUACUACAACAAUCGCAGCUCUAGCUGUAGCUUUUAUUUUUUGCGUCGUAUGCUAUAACGAUUACAGCGUUGAUUCUAUUUUAAAAUAUGGCGACAAAUUGUAUACAUUUAUCAAAAACCAUCGAAAAAAACAAUUGAAACAAUGGGGCUGCGAAUGCGAAAAUAUCCAGAACAAAAUUUGUGAUGAAGAUAUAAAGUGGUUGAUUCAAAAUGAGGAGGUAACUCUUAACGACAUACCCAAGAAAUUUUGUAUCUCCAGGUUUAUGGUAACCAUCGAUAUUGAACCUGAUGUAAUAGUGGGGGAUGUAAAUGCUCAAGAUUUUGAAGAUAUUAAUGAUGUUAAAAGAGGUUUAAGAAAUUUUUUUGAAAAUAAUCAUUUUGGUGUACUUCAAGCAAAAGGUCUGACAGUAGCAAUUUGGCGAGGAGCUAGAAUGUAUUAUAUGUUUGAUGGACUGAAUAGAGGCAGAAACGGAAUAGUAGCUCCAUAUGGAACAGCAUGCGUCACCAGGUAUUUGGAUAUCGACAAACUUGCCGAGGUAUUUUUAGCAAAUUUGCCAAAAUAUGGAAACAACUGCUUUUUUAUACACGAUGUAACCAUGCAAAAAGAUAUUUGUCCUAGAGCAAGAGAGCCGAAAAUUGUAAUACCGCCACAAAAUGUUGUGCCUUUGGGAGGGUUCCAAGAAGUUGCAGCAGGUAAAUCUGUUGUUAGAGGAAGUCUAACUCAAAACGAUCAAAAGUUUGAAAAAAUUCAAAAUGCAAUGAGUGCACCUGUAGCAAUUAUAGCAUUAGCAAUGACUCUAUUACAUAAAACAAAUACCUGGUCUAAACCCAUUCUUGACGAGAUUAUUGAGCUUGGUUCAGAACUUUACGACGAAACUAUGGAAUUUUUGGGAUUAGAUUUUAAUCCAUGGGAAGAGAAACUAGAUGUAGCUCGAGUAAACACUCACUUUAAUAUUGGAGUUAUUAAAGCUAGUUGUGUGGUUAGAUUAACUGAGAUAAGAGGGAUUUUUGAUAUAAUUGAUCCUUGUACGCUUAACUUACGAAAGGGCUUAGAAAAAUUCUUUAAAAAAAAUUCUCAUGGAAUAUUGGUUUCGGAGCCAUAUACAGUAGCCAUAUGGGAAGAAUAUAAUGAGGAAAAUCGACAAAUCAUUUACAUGUUUGAUCCAAACGCCAGAGAUGCUGCAGGAAAGCCGUAUGUAGGAGGAACUGCAUGUCUGAUCAGCUUCUACAAUUCUAGUAUGGUAAAUGACCAUAUACUGAAGCACAUUAUUGCACCUGAACAAAAAACGUGUACUUUCGAAAUUAUACCAGUAGAGAUAAUUGUCGGAACAAUGAGACUUCCGCGUAAAACGGAACAAAUAAGAAGUGAAUUUUUGCCAAUUACCUCCACGAGAUGUGCUGACGUGGCAGAAGAUAAGAAGCUUCUACGAAAAUAUGCUGAGCAUGAGAGACGCAAAAGAGAAUUAAGAUGCCGUCAGCAACUUGGACGUAGAGGCUACUACAUAACGAAAACUGGAGAUGCACUUCUUAGAGGAUACAGAAGCCAAAACUCUCCAUGCUUCAACGACGCCUGCAGAAAUAACCAAGACAUACCCAACUGCAUAGUAGCUCUAGUUAUGAACCAUCUGGUAUCCUUAGAACGUUGGACCUUCAAGAAUAUUGACCUUAUUUUAGUAACAGGCAAUCAGUUAUAUGUUGACUCGUAUAUAGCGUACGGACCAAAAGAUCUUAAACUUGGAAUGGAAAACAUAGUGAGGAAGUUUUUCUUGCAACAUUUGACAAUACAUGUUACCAUUUAUAAACCGAUUUUAAGCAAUGUUUUUACAGAAGAUUGUCUAAGUAGAACACUUUCAGUAUUUUUUACUCAAGAACAGCAUUGCAUAUUAAACCAUCAGAAUCAAUGGGUUGCUCUGUUCUUUAAAUCAGGUCAGUUCUACAUGUUUGAUCCCCAUGAGCGCGACCUAGAAGGAUUUUCCAUAGGCCAGGAAUGCUGCGGAUGCGGUGCAGCAAUUCUAAUGAGAUUUGAUGACGUUGACAGGUUGGUGUAUCGGCUAAUAUCAAAUUUGACCCCCAAGCAUGUAGAGAUACGGGAAGUAAAUCACGAAGCUGAGGAUACAGAAGAUGAGGAUGAAAGCUUAUUUACAUUGUGGCUUGCCUCUAUUGAAAUCAAAUAAUUUUGUUUUCAUUGUCCUGUGGAAUCAAGCUUUGGCAUGGCAGUCAAAACUAUCAGCGGUAUCUACGUUUUAAAAUAUAUUGUUGGUUGGUUUUAAAAUAUUGAGUAAUAUCCUUUGUUUUUUUUUAUUCGAAUUAAAUUAAAUUAAAUUU